AUGCAAAGAUAUUUACAGAAAGUUCUUUUAAAUGCUUUUAAAAGGAAAACAGGUAAUGGCUUUAACUACCUGAGUAUAAAUUACUUAAACAAUUUUUGUACUGAUAAUGUUAAUAAUUCAAGUAAAGUUUUUCAUAUGAAUAAGAAAUGCAUAACACGAUAUUGGGCCGAAAGUACAAAUAAGAAAAUUCAUGAUUCAAAAAUUAAUGAAUGGAGAGAACAGUUUAAAAUUUUAGCUGAUUAUGAUGACAAAGAUUUAAUGAUAUGGAGAGAUUCUUUUAAUAAAAUGGAUAAAGAUAAAGAUAAUUUUAUUUCUCAUGCUGAUUUGCAAAAAAGUGAAUGGAGUUUAGAAAAAUAUAAUUUAUUUCAAAAUUAUGACAUGGAUAAAAAUAAUUUAAUUGAUUUUGGAGAAUAUAUACAAGCAGUUAUUGAUAUUGACACACAGUAUUUCAAGAAUUUUUUUCAGGGUUUUAGUAAAAUUGAUAUAGAAUUGGAAUUUCAAAAGUACGCUAUUACUGAAAAGGAAAAUAAUAAAAAAGUAAUUCCCUUAUCGAAGUUAAUGCAAAUGAUAAAAGAUAAAGAAUUCACAUGUGUGACAGAAACAGAUUCCCUUAAAUUGUUUAAAUCGAUGGACAUGAAUAAAGAUGGAUCAAUAGAUUUUGAAGACUUUCUUGCUUGGUUAGGAAAAGAGUAA
This is a messenger RNA of Plasmodium gallinaceum, 693 nucleotides long. Its product is annotated as conserved Plasmodium protein, unknown function. Gene Ontology annotation, molecular function: calcium ion binding. Lineage: Eukaryota; Apicomplexa; Aconoidasida; Haemosporida; Plasmodiidae. The coding region runs from base 1 to 693 and encodes 230 amino acids. The record is from RefSeq and is a predicted model, not a curated record. The transcript is spliced from 3 exons.